Strongyloides ratti is the source of this 876-nucleotide messenger RNA. RefSeq lists its product as hypothetical. Lineage: Eukaryota; Metazoa; Nematoda; Chromadorea; Rhabditida; Strongyloididae. Bases 1 to 876 code for a protein of 291 amino acids. The record is from RefSeq and is a predicted model, not a curated record. The transcript has 3 exons.
AUGAGUAAAGUUAAUUAUGCUAAACAAAUUUACGUUGCUUUUGCUUUAUCAGUUCCUACGGUUUCACUUGUCAUAGAAGGAUAUCGAAGUGAAAAUUUUUUUACAAAAUUUUAUUUUAAAAAGGUUAACAAAGAAUUAACUCCAAAAUUGGCAGAUUUAAUUGAAAAUGAAAUUGAUUCUUUUUUAAUUGAACAUAAAAGUUUUUCAAUACGUGACAUUGAGUUUAAAGUUUCAUUGUAUGAUAAUUUUACUCCAAAAACAUGGGGUAGUUUUUUGUUAAAAGAAGGAUCAGAAAUUCAAUUUCCAGUGACAUUCAAUAUACAGGAUUAUGAUGAAUUUCGUGAAUACAUUAAAAAUAAAUUUUUAUCAUUAAAAGAUACUCCUAUACCUUAUAAAUUUAUUAGUGAUUGUUUCUUAAGUGAUGAAGGAAAAAAAUUUUGUAUUAAAAGAGAACUUUUUAAAGCCAACAAUGGUUAUCAUUUAUUUUUCCCAAGUUUUUUGUGGAUCUUUUCAUCAUCAAUAUUUUAUUUAACUGUUUCAUUUCUUUUCCCAGUUACUGGUAUACCAAUUGGAUGUUUAACUGCUGCACUUGGGACUAUUGGAAUUUACCCAACUUUACUAAAAAAAUAUAAAGAAAAGGAAGAAAAAUAUUUUGAUAAGAUUGUUAUUGAUAGUGAUGAAUUAUAUAAAAAAGGUGCUGAUGAUUUUUUUAAUUAUUGUAGAUCAUUAAAGAAAUUAGUAGGUAUAGAAAAUUUUGGUAAAUCUGAUUUUGAUUUAAUUGAAAAAAGAAUGCAUCAUAUUAAAAAAAAAGCUAUUGAAUCACGAUUAAUGAAUAGGAAAAAUUUUAUUGAAAAGAAAAAUAAUACACAGUUAUAG